Molecule: messenger RNA, 3270 nt
Organism: Oryctolagus cuniculus (rabbit)
Lineage: Eukaryota; Metazoa; Chordata; Mammalia; Lagomorpha; Leporidae
Gene: SEPHS1
Product: selenophosphate synthetase 1
Biological process (GO): L-selenocysteine biosynthetic process
Cellular component (GO): cytoplasm
Molecular function (GO): selenide, water dikinase activity; ATP binding
Source: RefSeq, a predicted model, not a curated record
GGCCGCACGCAGCCACCGAGCCGCUCCGGCCGCGGCCCGCCGCCUCUUAAAGGGAGGUAGCCGGCCUUAAAGGACCCUCGCGCGCCCCGCGGGCGGCAGCGCGGCGGCCCGCUCUCCCGCAGGGCCGCGCCGAGCCAGGCCGAGCCCCCGCGGCGCCCAGGCGCGGGCCCGGCCUCCCGCCGCCGCCGCGGCCGCCGGGAGCGGCAUUUUUAUUCAGGCGACGCUUAAGGGAGCCCGGCCGCGCCCGGUGCAUUGUGGGAGCGGCCGCGGCCCGUUUUCGGGAGGAGGCGGAGGGCGCAAAGCGAGCCGGUGGAUCUGUAAGAAAGAACCCAGCCCACCAGGAGAGAGGGAGGGGAGGGGUUGAACUGUGAGGAGUGUGGGCCCAAGAACCAUGUCUACGCGGGAGUCCUUUAACCCGGAAAGUUAUGAGUUGGACAAGAGCUUCCGGCUAACGAGAUUCACGGAACUGAAGGGCACAGGCUGCAAAGUGCCCCAAGAUGUCCUUCAGAAGUUGCUGGAGUCCUUACAAGAGAACCACUUCCAAGAAGAUGAGCAGUUUCUGGGAGCUGUGAUGCCAAGACUUGGCAUUGGAAUGGAUACUUGUGUCAUUCCUUUGAGGCAUGGUGGGCUCUCCUUGGUUCAGACCACGGAUUACAUUUACCCUAUCGUAGACGACCCUUACAUGAUGGGCAGGAUAGCAUGUGCCAACGUCCUCAGUGACCUCUAUGCCAUGGGGGUCACAGAGUGUGACAACAUGCUGAUGCUCCUCGCAGUCAGCAAUAAAAUGACUGACAGGGAAAGGGAUAAAGUGAUGCCCCUAAUUAUACAGGGUUUCAAAGAUGCAGCAGAGGAAGCAGGAACGUCAGUAACAGGUGGCCAAACAGUGUUAAACCCCUGGAUCGUUUUGGGAGGAGUCGCUACAACUGUCUGCCAGCCCAAUGAAUUUAUCAUGCCAGAUAAUGCAGUACCAGGGGACGUGCUGGUGUUGACGAAACCCCUGGGGACACAAGUUGCUGUCGCCGUGCACCAGUGGCUGGAUAUUCCUGAAAAAUGGAAUAAAAUUAAACUAGUGGUCACCCAAGAAGACGUGGAGCUGGCAUACCAGGAGGCGAUGAUGAAUAUGGCCAGACUCAACAGAACAGCUGCAGGACUGAUGCACACGUUCAACGCACAUGCGGCCACUGACAUUACAGGCUUCGGGAUCCUGGGCCACGCACAGAACCUAGCCAAGCAGCAGAGGAACGAGGUGUCGUUUGUGAUCCACAACCUUCCUGUGCUGGCCAAGAUGGCUGCUGUGAGCAAGGCCUGUGGAAACAUGUUUGGCCUCAUGCAUGGGACCUGCCCGGAAACAUCAGGAGGCCUCCUAAUCUGUUUACCACGUGAGCAAGCAGCUCGGUUCUGUGCAGAGAUAAAGUCCCCCAAAUAUGGUGAAGGUCACCAAGCAUGGAUUAUUGGGAUUGUAGAGAAGGGCAACCGUACCGCCAGGAUCAUAGACAAGCCCCGGAUCAUCGAAGUUGCGCCGCAAGUGGCCACUCAAAACGUGAACCCCACACCCGGUGCCACUUCUUAAUUUAGACAGCAGUAGCUACUCGGUUUUGUUUUUAAAUAGAUCUAUUUCCUUUCUCAUCACUUCAAUUAAAGACUAUAAGCAACAACAAAAAUCUCAUUGUGUCUACACAUCUGGUGACCUGAGGUCGAUUUGUGAGUGGAUACAAUUAAUAAAAUAAAAUCCAUGGCCUUUUUUUCCUGUUACAUUAACUGAAGAUGCACCUACUCUUGAGGCAGCUUCUGAGUUGAGAAUUAUAUUGUUAUCCAAUACUGUUGAUUCAUUUUGAAUCUUUAGACACUUAUCUCUCGCCGCAUAGGCUCUUUCUAAAGGUGCUUUCACACAGCACAGACGUUACCAGUAGUGGUGUCAGGUAGCAGUUCUUGUCUUUUCAUUUGAUGUGUAUUUAUCAUAUAAGCCUGAUCUUUUUUCAAGCAUCUUGAAUGGCGUCUGGAAAGAUGGAAUUGGUAAGUGAGAAUGACGGCUUCUGAGCUGCAGGAGGGUUGCAUGGUUCCUUUGAGUCUUAUCAUCCUAGAGCAUGUCUUUGGCCCAGGACAUUCUCCAAUAGUGCAUUCAGUUCCACAAGUCGAGUGCUUCACUCUGCAUGGAAAGCACUUAGAAGACAAAAAAAGAAAUUUUAUUUCUUUUUUUUUUUGUAGCGUUCCUGAUAUUUACAGUAGCAUCAUUAACUGUUUUCUUUGUUGACAGCAAAAAAGGAUACUUUUUGCAAUGUAAUUAGUUGUUCUAUAGAGCAAUGAGGAAUUGCCUUCCCGAAGAGGGUUCGUGUAUAAUACUCAUUUACAAUUCAAUAUAUAAUUACGCAAAUAAUUUUUAAAUAGAAUCAGUAAUAAAGACUGUUGUGUGGAUGGUAGUGUUUAAUACAUUUUAUAUUUUGUAUAGUGAUUGCCAGUCUUUUGUUAAAAUCAGCAGCUAUUUAGCCUAAUUCUUAGCAUUAUUUUGCCCUUGGCACCAGUCCUUUUUUUUGUGCACGCUUUUUGUGAUCUGUGUUAAAAAUCAACAUUGCUAACAUUACAGCUUGAACUUAAACUUGUUAUUCAAAUAAAUAUUUAAUUUUUUUAAUUGCUCUUGUAUAAUCAGAUGCCCCUUUUACUAUUAUUUUAGAAGCAUCGGGAGGGUUUUGCCUAAAGUACAAUUUAUGGGGGAAAACUAGAUUUUAGUUUUAUAAAACUUUUAAGUCUUUCACGGGACCUAUAUUUUCUUGAAUUGAAUUUUGUAGUUCUAGAAACAAUAGGGUAUCUAAAUGGGUGUUGACUGUCUGGCUUAAAAUCAGAGGCUUCCUUAUAUUUUCACCCAGUAAACAAGCAGGGGGGACUACUGUGGGGUGAACCGUGGGCGAAGCGUGGGGCACCGAGCCCCUGAGUGUCUGUCGGAGAAAGCGCCGCGUCUCUCCCAGGGCCUGAACACUUCCUGCUCCGGGCACCAGAGCUGCACUUGCACACCCAUCCACUUGUUGCCCAAGGCUCCGUCACCGGGAAGGGGAGGCUCCCUGGAAGAGGUGUUACCUGGACGAGCCCUCCCGUGGGAACCGAGGCAGCCCCUCUGCACCAGCGCCUGGACUGCAGCCCUGUGUGGCGGCUGGUGUGUGAGAGGCUGCUGCAGAACUGAAGCUAACAGGAUGUUUCACAGGCAUUUAUACAGACGUUGGUCCUUGAGCCGCAGGCCAGUGGUCUGCAAAAUAAAGUGUGCUGGAAACCUCUGAGUAA